AGAUCCAUUCAACACAGCAACAAUGCAUAAGCUGGUAUUCUGCUGUCUCAUUAUUAUUGGCUUCUCCUGUCCUCUCUCAUCUCUCCCCAUCAUCAAUGCCAGUGAGAUGUCAUAUCAACUCUCAGCUGAUGAAGAUCCAAGAUUAAACCUGGAGAGGCUGGGCAGCCUAGGAAGCACUUCCCUGCUUCAGUUCCUGCCAGGACUCUUGGGCACACUGACUGAAGACAAUAAAGGAGGUCUUAGCCCCAGUAGCUACAACCCAAGGGAAAAUAUCAAAGAGACUUUCUAUGGAAAUCAUCCUCGAAUUGCUCUGCUGGGCCGCUUCUUGACCAAGGAUAGGAAACAGUACAAGAAACGUGGAAAUCUUUCCGAGUGCUUCUGGAAAUAUUGUGUGUAAACAGGAGAAGAAAGUCCCCCUGACUUUGGUUGCAUAAUUUAUACAGAUGUCUGAAAACAUGUUUAUAGAUUUGCUUUUGAUUUAAAAUAAGAAUGAAGAAACAUGAAGACAGCUCCUAACUUUAGAUUCUAUGCUACUUGGAAAUUAAUAAAUUCUUGAUGUUUUGCAA
This is a messenger RNA of Melopsittacus undulatus (budgerigar), 566 nucleotides long. It is a transcript of the gene UTS2, whose product is annotated as urotensin 2. The transcript has 4 exons. Lineage: Eukaryota; Metazoa; Chordata; Aves; Psittaciformes; Psittaculidae. Gene Ontology annotation, biological process: regulation of blood pressure; blood vessel diameter maintenance. Gene Ontology annotation, molecular function: hormone activity. Gene Ontology annotation, cellular component: extracellular region. Bases 23 to 397 code for a protein of 124 amino acids. The record is from RefSeq and is a predicted model, not a curated record.